AUGGCGACUUCCACCGUGGUAGAUGUCGAAUAUAGUGUUGAACUGACUCAAGUUGGCCCCAGCAAAGCGGACGGUCCCAGCAGCCACAAUGAGCCCUUGAGCGAGCCGGCAGACCGAUCAGCAGGACGGAGCUUAAACCCAGAGACCGACAUUGGACAGCAAGACGAGUAUCCGACGGGUGCUAAACUAUGGCUCAUCAUUCUGUCUGUGUGCGGGGUUCUCGUUCUCACCAGCAUAGACAUGAACAUCGUCGCUACAGCCGUGCCCAGCAUCACCGACCAUUUCCACACGGUUGCUGACGUGGGCUGGUAUUCGUCUGCGUUCCGGCUCUGCCUCUGCGCCUUUCAGUUCAUGUUCGGCAAGGCGUACACCUUGUUUUCCGUCAAGUAUCUGUUCCUGCUCGCCAACGUCAUCUCCAUCGUGGGCUCCUUAUUCUGCGGGACUGCGACCUCCUCAAACAUGCUCAUCAUGGGGAGGGCCGUGGCCGGAUUGGGCUCAGCCGGCAUAUUCUCUGGGUGUUUUGUCAUCUUGGUGCAGUCGCUUCCUCUCCACCGGCGACCUCUGUUCGUCGGCAUGAUGGGAGCAAUUGAAGGGCUAGCAACGCUGUCCGCUCCGCUGCUUGGCGGUGUCCUCACGCAGUCACUUGGCUGGCGAUGGUGUUUCUACAUCAACCCCCCCCUGGGAGUCGUCACACUGCUUCUCACCAUGUGGUGCUACUCGGACAAGCCUAAGAGUGCCGAAGUCGAUCAGAUGACCUUUGCACAGAAGAUUCUGCAGCUCGAUCUGGUGAGCAACUUGCUGUUCAUCCCGGCACUGACGAGCCUGUUUAUUGCACUAUCAUGGGCCGGCACCAAGUAUCCCUGGAAUAGCCGCCAAGUCAUCAUUCCGCUCGUCGUCUUUGUUGUUCUUCUCGCUGGCUUCAUCUACAAUCAGUUCAGGCGGGGUGACGCAGCUGCACUGCCUCCUCGGAUUAUCAAACGGCGAACCGUCAUCGCGGGCUUCAUCUUUAUCACAUGCACCAACAGCACUGCAAAUGUGCUCGAAUAUUACUUGCCUACCUACUACCAGACUGUUCGCGGUUAUUCUCCUGCUAAGAGUGGUUAUUUGAUGUUCCCCAUCAUCGUUGGGGCCACCGUCGGCUCAAUUCUCCAUGGGACCGGCACGAGUACGUUCGGCCACUAUGGGCCUUUUAUGUUAUUUGCCUCCAUCAUCAUGCCCAUCGCUGCGGGCCUCGUGACGACGUUUGAAGUCGACACGAGCAUGGUUAAGCUCAUCAUGUACACUGCCUUGUGCGGCCUCGCCUAUGGGAUUGGGUUCUCGGGGCCCCAGAACGCGGUACAGACGGUGUUGCCUGCAGACGAGGUCCCCUUGGGCAUGUCCAUCAUGCUAUUCGCCCAGUCGUUCGGGCCAGCCGUGGCCAUCGCAAUUGCACAAGUUAUUUUCACCAACCAGCUCUGGACCAACCUCAGUGGCUUCGUUGAAGGAUUAACUCGGGCAGAGAUGGAGAAGAGCGGCCUGAGUGAGAUUGUGUCGAGCGUACCAUCAGAAGGAGCGGCGCAGGUUCUUGAAGGGAUUGAUAAGAGUAUCAACCAGACAUGGUAUUUGGUCGUUGGAUUCGCAUGUGCGACCAUGGUUGGGUCAUUAUUGAUAGAGUGGCGAUCGGUCAAAUCGAAGCGCGCAUAG
Clonostachys solani is the source of this 1683-nucleotide messenger RNA. NCBI's taxonomy places the organism in Eukaryota, Fungi, Ascomycota, Sordariomycetes, Hypocreales, Bionectriaceae. The record is from the annotation of a GenBank genome assembly.